Messenger RNA from Oryzias melastigma (Indian medaka), 1362 nucleotides. RefSeq names its product guanine nucleotide binding protein (G protein) alpha v1 (gene gnav1). NCBI's taxonomy places the organism in Eukaryota, Metazoa, Chordata, Actinopteri, Beloniformes, Adrianichthyidae. The coding region runs from base 131 to 1246 and encodes 371 amino acids. The transcript is spliced from 10 exons. The record is from RefSeq and is a predicted model, not a curated record. Gene Ontology annotation, cellular component: heterotrimeric G-protein complex. Gene Ontology annotation, biological process: adenylate cyclase-modulating G protein-coupled receptor signaling pathway. Gene Ontology annotation, molecular function: GTPase activity; G-protein beta/gamma-subunit complex binding; G protein-coupled receptor binding.
UAAACUAAUAAUCCCUUGACAGGUUCUGCUGCUCCGAAAAUAUAACAAAGUAUGAGGUGAAGACAUCUAGAAGUUAUUAUCUGUGCACUGGAAAAUACAGGACAAUAAAGUAAAAAACAACAGUGAGAGGAUGUUUUGUUGUUUGAACGUGCUCCCACUGCAGAUCUGCAUGGGAAUGUGCCCGGACAUCUCAGAGGAAGAUAAAAGAGCGAAGAUUCAAAGCAGCAAAAUUGAACAAGCCCUCAAUGAGCAUGCCAGAGCGGACACCAACACAGUGAAAAUCCUUUUACUUGGUGCUGCAGAGAGUGGAAAGAGCACAGUGAUCAAACAGAUCAAGAUAAUCCACAGCAAUGGUUUCUCCAAAGAGGAACUCAUUACUUUCAAGCCUGCAGUAUUGGAUAAUCUGCUGACUUCUAUGAAGAUUGUCUUACAAGGCAUGGGAAUGCUGAGGAUCAACCUUGCAAAUCAAAAGAACAAGAUGCAUGCCUGCUCCAUUCUGUCCUGCAGCCAGUGCUUGGGUGAGGACCUGGAGCUGCACCCCUUCAUCGCUCACGCCUUCUACGCACUGUGGGCCGACCUGGGGGUGAAGGCGGCUGCAGCCAGAGGUUACGAGUUCGAGCUGAACGACUCUGCUUUCUACUUUUUUGAAAACAUCAGUCGCAUCAUCGCUCCCAAUUAUGUUCCUACUGAGACGGAUGUUCUGCGAGUCAGAGUGCGGACCUGUGGGAUCAUUGAAACACAGUUUCAGGUUAAUGAAAUGACAUUUCGGUUGUAUGAUGUUGGCGGUCAGCGGAGUGAGAGAAGGAAGUGGCUGCACUGCUUUGACUGCGUUCAUGCUGUGCUGUUUGUUGUGGCGCUCAGCAGCUUUGAUAUGAAGUCGAUGGAGGUUCCCUCAGUGAGUCGGCUUCAGGAAAGUCUGCAGCUUUUUUCGUCGGUCUGCAGAAACACAGUCUUUCAGAAAACCUGCCUGAUUUUGUUCCUGAACAAAAUGGAUCUUUUCCGUAAGAAAAUCCAACACUCUGGAAGACACUUGAGAUUUUACUUUUCCAGCUAUAAAGGAGCUGACGGGGACGUGGAUGCUGCAGCCUCCCACAUCUCUGAUAUGUUUUUUGAAUGCAACGAUUGUGACCGGCCAAUUUACCACCACUUCACCACCGCCACAAACACGGCCAACGUUCAGGCGGUCCUCCAUGUGGUCGUUAAGCAGAUCAUCGAGGGGAACCUUGCAGCUUUCCAGCUGUUAUAGCUCUCAACAUUUUUAUUUAUUUAUCUUUUAAAAUUGUGUCAAAUGUCUUGUUUUUAUUAAAAACUUAAUACCUUUGAGCAUCUUAUAGAUAAAAUACUUUCUAAAAUUAUACUAAA